Messenger RNA from Lagenorhynchus albirostris (white-beaked dolphin), 1755 nucleotides. RefSeq names its product solute carrier family 13 member 5 (gene SLC13A5). Gene Ontology annotation, molecular function: succinate transmembrane transporter activity; citrate transmembrane transporter activity; sodium:dicarboxylate symporter activity. The coding region runs from base 49 to 1755 and encodes 568 amino acids. NCBI's taxonomy places the organism in Eukaryota, Metazoa, Chordata, Mammalia, Artiodactyla, Delphinidae. The transcript is spliced from 12 exons. Gene Ontology annotation, biological process: monoatomic anion transmembrane transport; citrate transport. The record is from RefSeq and is a predicted model, not a curated record. Gene Ontology annotation, cellular component: membrane.
CUACUGGCUGCCCCUCUCUCGCCUCUCCCGCCAGACUCCCUCUCCGCGAUGGCCUCCGCACUGAGCUAUGUCUCCAAGUUCAAGUCCUUCGUGAUCUUGUUCGUCACCCCGAUUCUGCUGCUGCCACUCAUCAUUCUGAUGCCCGCCAAGUUUGUCAGGUGUGCCUAUGUCAUCAUCCUCAUGGCGAUUUACUGGUGCACAGAAGUCAUCCCUCUGGCUGUCACUGCCCUCAUGCCUGCCUUGUUUUUCCCGCUCUUCAAAAUUCUGGACUCCAAACAGGUGUGCGUCCAGUACAUGAAGGACACCAACAUGCUGUUCCUGGGUGGCCUCAUCGUGGCUGUGGCCGUGGAGCACUGGAACCUGCAUAAGAGGAUCGCCCUGCGCACGCUCCUCUGGGUGGGGGCCAAGCCUGCCCAGCUGAUGCUGGGCUUCAUGGGCGUCACGGCCUUUCUCUCCAUGUGGAUCAGCAACACGGCCACCACGGCCAUGAUGGUGCCCCUUGUGGAGGCCGUGCUGCGGCAGAUGGAGGCCAUGAGCGCAGCCACCGAGGCCAGCCUCGGGGCUCUGGAGCUGGCAGACAAGGGCAAGGCCGGCGAGCUGCCAGGGAGCCAAGAGAAUUUUGAAGGUCCCUCCAUGAGGCAGCGGGAGGUCGACAGGAAGAACAUAUGCAAGGCCAUGACCCUGUGCGUGUGCUACGCAGCCAGCAUCGGAGGCACUGCCACCCUGACCGGCACGGGACCCAACGUGGUGCUCCUGGGACAGAUGCAAGAAUUGUUUCCUGACAGCAAAGACGUCGUGAACUUCGCCUCUUGGUUUGGAUUUGCCUUCCCUAAUAUGCUGAUCAUGCUGCUGCUCUCCUGGCUGUGGCUCCGGUGUACUUAUAUGAGAUUCAAUAUUAAAGAGUCCUGGGGCUGCGGGCUGGAGAAGAAGAGUGAGGAGAAGGCUGCCCACGAGGUGCUGUGGGCGGAGUACAGGAAGCUGGGGCCCCUCUCCUUCGCUGAGGUCAACGUCCUUCUCUGCUUCUUCCUGCUGGUCGGCCUGUGGUUCUCCCGGGACCCCGGCUUCAUGCCCGGCUGGCUGUCAAUCACCUGGGUGGAGGGCAAGACAAAGUAUGCCUCCGAUGCCACAGUGGCCAUCUUUGUCGCCAUCUUGCUAUUCAUUGUGCCUUCGCAGAAGCCCAAGUUCAACUUCUGCAGCCAGACUGAGGAAGAAAUGAAAACACCAUUUUAUCCACCUCCGCUGCUGAAUUGGAAGGUGGCCCAGGAGAAAGUACCCUGGGGCAUCGUGCUGCUCCUGGGGGGUGGCUUUGCUCUGGCUAAAGGAUGCGAGGCCUCGGGGCUGUCAGAAUGGAUGGGGAAGCAGAUGGAGCCCUUGCAUGCUGUGUCCCCAGCAGCCAUCACCUUGAUCUUGUCCACACUCAUUGCUGUGCUCACAGAAUGCACAAGCAACGUGGCUACCACCACCCUGUUCCUGCCCAUCUUUGCCUCCAUGUCACGUUCCAUUGGCCUCAACCCGCUGUACAUCAUGAUCCCCUGUACCCUGACUUCAUCCUUUGCCUUCAUGUUGCCCGUGGCCACCCCACCUAAUGCCAUCGUGUUUUCCUAUGGACAUCUCAAGGUUUCCGACAUGAUGAAAACAGGACUAAUAAUGAACGUCAUUGGAAUCACCUGUGUAUUUUUGGCCGUCAACACCUGGGGACGGGUCAUAUUUGACUUGGACAGUUUCCCUGACUGGGCUAAUGUGACAGCACAUUGA